This is a messenger RNA of Caenorhabditis remanei, 375 nucleotides long. RefSeq lists its product as uncharacterized. The transcript has 2 exons. Gene Ontology annotation, molecular function: protein binding. The record is from RefSeq and is a predicted model, not a curated record. NCBI's taxonomy places the organism in Eukaryota, Metazoa, Nematoda, Chromadorea, Rhabditida, Rhabditidae. Gene Ontology annotation, biological process: neurotransmitter receptor transport postsynaptic membrane to endosome; neurotransmitter receptor transport, endosome to postsynaptic membrane. Gene Ontology annotation, cellular component: adherens junction; postsynaptic membrane; postsynaptic density. Bases 1 to 375 code for a protein of 124 amino acids.
AUGACAGCUUACGGUCACAUGCCGGGAGAGGCUAUCGAAUGUUUGUCGAUUGCCGUCGAACUACACAAACAGGAAGUCAUCGACGCCCACGGCCAGCUGACGAUUCGUGUCGGAUUCAAAAUAGGCGGAGGAAUUGAUCAGGAUCCGUCGAAGGCGCCGUUCAAGUAUCCGGAUGCUGGCGUUUAUAUUACUAAUGUGGAGCCGGGGUCACCGGCGGAGGCAGCUGGACUCAGGAAGCAUGAUAAGAUAUUACAGGUGAACGGCGCCGAUUUCACUAUGAUGACUCACGACCGUGCCGUCAAAUUCAUCAAACAAUCGAAUGUGCUCCAUAUGCUUGUCGCUCGUGCCGACCUACCACCAGUCAGUCUUCAUUAG